AUGACUUCAAUUAUAAAUUAUCCAUUCCGGAUCUGUAGGUCCAUCUUGACUACUUCAUUGGCAACGGAAAGUAGGAUAAAUGGUAUAAUGGGCUACAACAUUAUUCAUCGUAAAAUGUCAGAUGCUGCUGCUGAUGAGUGUAAAGAACAAUUAAAAGAAAGUAAAGAUAAGAUUGAUAUUGAAGCACUUGUAAAACAAAAUGAAGAUUUACAUGAGGAAAAUAAAAGUUUGACCGAAAAGGUUAGGAGAUAUUUAGCCGAAACAGAAAACAUACGCAAACGUACUAUUAAAGAAACUGCUGAUGCUAAAAUUUAUGCAAUUCAAGGAUUUUGUAAAGAUUUGCUAGAUGUGGCUGACAGUUUAAGUAAAGCUACUGAAUGUGUACCGAAAGAAGCAGUAUGUGAUAGUAAUCCACAUUUGAAACAUUUAUAUGAAGGUUUGGUGACUACUGAAUCACAAUUACAAACAAUUUUCCAAAGACAUGGGUUAAUGUCUAUAAAUCCUUUAAAUGAAAAAUUUGAUCCCAAUUCUCAUAAAGCUUUAUUCGAACAGGUUGUUGAAGGCAAAGAAGGAGGUAUUGUGGUUGUUGUUUCCCAAAUUGGAUAUAAGUUACAUGAACGUAUCGUAAGAGCAGCUGCUGUUGGAAUUAGCAAGGAACCAAAUCAAUAA
This is a messenger RNA of Macrosiphum euphorbiae (potato aphid), 669 nucleotides long. NCBI's taxonomy places the organism in Eukaryota, Metazoa, Arthropoda, Insecta, Hemiptera, Aphididae. The record is from the annotation of a GenBank genome assembly.